Messenger RNA from Closterium sp. Yama58-4, 1350 nucleotides. Lineage: Eukaryota; Viridiplantae; Streptophyta; Zygnematophyceae; Desmidiales; Closteriaceae. The record is from the annotation of a GenBank genome assembly.
AUGUCGUUGUCCGCCGAUGCGCCGCGCGAGGCGGCGCCGUGGGUGGUGGGAGUGACGGCGCGCGCGCCGAGCAACAUCGCGGUGAUUAAGUACUGGGGGAAGCGCGACGAGGCGCGCGUGCUGCCGCUUAACGGCAGCGUGAGCGUGACGCUCCACGUGGACCAGCUAGCCGCCGAAACCACCGUCGCCGUCAGCCCGUCGUUCACUGCGGACCGGCUGUGGCUCAACGGCAAGGAGGUGGCGAUGAGCAGCCACCGCUACGGCAACUGCCUGGCUGCCCUGCGCGCACGCGCUUCCACCACACACUGGCGCCUGCCCGCGCCACACACCACUGCUUCAUCCGCACAGCAGGGCGAGCAGGGAGAGGGAGAGCAGCGGGAGGUGGAGAUAGCAGCGGGGCAGUGGCAGCAGCUGCGGGUGCAUGUAGUGUCGGCUAACAACUUCCCCACUGCUGCUGGCCUCGCCUCCUCCGCUGCUGGCUUUGCAUGCCUUGUGUUCGCACUGGCAGAGCUCAUGGGAGUGAAGGAGGCAUACCCGGGGGAGCUCUCAGCCAUAGCCAGGAUGGGAUCAGGCAGCGCGUGCAGGAGUCUGUAUGGCGGAUUCGUCACGUGGGACAAGGGCGAGCUAGAGGACGGCAGUGACAGCAUGGCGCGGCAAGUGAAGGCAGAGGACCACUGGAGUGAUCUGGUCGUCAUCAUUGCUGUGGUUGAGGAGAGGGAGAAGGACAUUGGGAGCAGCGAGGGCAUGAAACGGUCCGCCCAGACCUCCAAGCUGCUGCACCUGCGCGCUGAGCAUGUGGUACCGGAGCGAAUCACAGCAAUGGAGGCAGCCAUUGCAGCGCGCGACUUCCCAGCGUUCGCCCGGCUGACCUGCGCCGACAGCAACCAGUUCCAUGCCACGUGCCUCGACACGGCGCCGCCCAUCUUCUACCUCAACGCCACGUCGCGCCGCGUGAUUGGCUUCGUGGAGGAAUUCAACGCUCAGGGGGAGCAGCCCAGGGCAGCGUACACGUUUGACGCAGGUCCCAAUGCAGUCAUGUUUGUGGAGCGCCACAACGCCACGCAGUUCCUCUCCGCCUUCCUGCAACGCUUCCCCCCACCCGCCACCACCCCCCUCUCCAGCUUCCUCACUGGUGAUACCUCCCUCGUCUCUAUGGAGGCUCUUUCCCAAGCACAACCAACUCCGCAAUCAUUGUCACCAUCAGAAGCAGGCACAGCAUCAGGCGGCUCCUUCUCCCCACCACCUCUCAAGUACAUUCUGCUCACCCGCCCAGGCCCCGGGCCCCACAUUGUGUCGCGCUCACUAGAGGGUUCUCGGGUCAACCCCACCACUGGCUUUCCACAAGAAUAG